AUGCUCGGGCUGGUGUUGCGGUCUAUACGGUUCUUCCUGUUGCAAAAGGGACAGGGAAAAGCGGCGCUCGCAGGAACGGCGCGCGCAGCGUGCUCCAAUUUAAUAGAUUUUUUUAAUGAUUUAUCACCAUUUGAGUUUAAUGUCUAUGUCGGCGAUCGUGAAAUAAGGUUUCUCUUCUCGGGAAUCUUGACGAUCAGCGGCUGCUGUUCCCGCUUUGAUGCGGCGGUGCCUGUACGACUGACAGUUGCGGAGAAUGCGGGACGAAUGCAUGGGGACGGCGGUGAGAGCGUUUGCCUGGGCUGUGAAAAACAACAUCGUCGUGCCAAGAAGUGUCAAGAAGUGGCAAGAUGUGUCGACGAAGCUCGGUGCCGUGUCCCAGGACCUGCAUGUGCUGGGAUCUACACGACAAGAAAACGGAAGUCGUGUGCUAAUGCAGAAGCAUCAAGGGCCGGCGAGCUAUGGAGGAGCGGAAACACCUAG
This is a messenger RNA of Zygotorulaspora mrakii, 480 nucleotides long. RefSeq lists its product as uncharacterized. The coding region runs from base 1 to 480 and encodes 159 amino acids. The transcript has a single exon. The record is from RefSeq and is a predicted model, not a curated record. Lineage: Eukaryota; Fungi; Ascomycota; Saccharomycetes; Saccharomycetales; Saccharomycetaceae.